Messenger RNA from Daucus carota subsp. sativus, 1637 nucleotides. Its product is annotated as protein EARLY STARVATION 1, chloroplastic. Gene Ontology annotation, cellular component: starch grain; chloroplast stroma. The record is from RefSeq and is a predicted model, not a curated record. NCBI's taxonomy places the organism in Eukaryota, Viridiplantae, Streptophyta, Magnoliopsida, Apiales, Apiaceae. Gene Ontology annotation, molecular function: starch binding. The coding region runs from base 217 to 1503 and encodes 428 amino acids. Gene Ontology annotation, biological process: starch metabolic process; regulation of starch metabolic process. The transcript is spliced from 11 exons.
UGAUAUUGGGAAAUCUACAACACCAACUCAACUCAACUCAAACUCACUCCUAGUAACUCAGGACUCUCAACAAAUCCCCCCUCUCUCUCUUAGGGUUUAUAUAUAUAAUGUAUGUAUGUAUCUCUCCUUAGAAACCUCACUUGAUCUCUCUCUCCUCUCUCGCACCAACUAAUUCUCGAGCAUUGUUAAGAUGCCAUUCUCAUAAGCUUCGAUUCAAUGGCGGUUACUCCCACACCCCCCUUCAAUGCCCUCCGCCUAGACCUAUCUAAUCAUCACCGCCGCCAGUUUGAGUUCGUUGAGCUCAAGAAGCGCCGCAAGUUGAGUCAGUCUUCGUGGAUCAAGUGCUCUGCUUCUGCUGAUAGACCUGCUGUGAUACGACAUCGUAAAUUGAGCAAGAAGCCGGAAGAGUGGCCGUUUCAUCCCAAGAAUAGUACUGUUUCUCGGAGAUUUCCGAUUCAUCUUACCCCUGCAUUGCCAUUUGCGUCUUCUCGAUCUCGCCUUUCUUCAAAACAAGAGAAAUUCUUCCCCCGUUGUACCCCAAGAAAUUCAGGUCCUCAGUCCCGUGAUACCCCUCCUAAAAGAGAUACUGGUAUAGCCAAUGAGAAGGACUGGGGAAUUAGUCUGAAUGAACAUGUGAACGAGGUUGGCACUAACGAAGAUGGCAGUACCUGGUACCGUGAAAGUGGCGAAGAUAUUGGUGAUAAUGGGUACAGGUGUAGAUGGGCAAGGAUGGGUGGUCAAAGCCACGAUGGCUCCUCUGAAUGGAAAGAAACGUGGUGGGAGAAAAGUGACUGGACCGGAUAUAAAGAGCUUGGUGUGGAGAAAUCUGGAAGAAAUGCUGAAGGGGAUUCAUGGUGGGAAACAUGGCGAGAAGUUCUUCACCAAGAUGAAUGGAGUAAUCUUGCUAGAAUAGAAAGGAGUGCACAGAAACAAGCAAAAUCUGGAACAGAAAAUGCCGGUUGGUAUGAGAACUGGUGGGAGAAAUAUGAUGCUAAAGGAUGGACUGAGAAAGGGGCACAUAAGUAUGGUAGACUGAAUGAACAGUCAUGGUGGGAGAAAUGGGGAGAGCAUUAUGAUGGAAGAGGAUCCGUUUUAAAAUGGACAGACAAAUGGGCCGAGACUGAAUUGGGAACUAAAUGGGGAGACAAAUGGGAGGAGAAGUUCUUUGCUGGCAUCGGUUCUCGUCAAGGGGAGACCUGGCAUGUAUCUCCUACUGCUGAACGUUGGUCGCGGACUUGGGGAGAAGAACACUUCGGGAACGGCAAAGUGCACAAAUACGGCAAGAGCACAACAGGCGAGAGCUGGGAUAUUGUAGUAGAUGAAGAGACUUACUAUGAGGCUGACCCCCAUUACGGAUGGGCGGAUGUUGUUGGAGACUCCUCCCAGUUGCUUUCUAUCAGUCCCCGGGAAAGGCCACCAGGUGUCUUCCCAAAUCUUGAUUUCGGGACUUCUCCAUCACCUCCAAACGAUGAUGAGCCGGAGUUGCCUUCUUCACCCCGAUGACAUUUUUGAAAUCCAAUUCAAGUACAUUUGUAAUAGAUGGUAUAAAAUCAUUAUGGAACUCCAUUUCUAUGGUUGAAGGAAAAAACCUGCCAAAAUACAUUUAUUUAUUCAUUUAGACAGUAGGAAUUGCUUUA